AUGACGCUGACCCACAGGUACCCGACGCCGCCCCAUGGACAGCCGCCCCGGGUGUACCAGGUCCGCAAGGCGCGUGAGCAGCAGUCUCGCCACGACAUGCGAGCUAACAGGCAAGCGGCAGUGCAGGCCCCGCAGCAGCAACCAGCGCCUCCUGGACAAUUCGGCCCACCGAGACCGAACCCAUGGGGGCCUCCGAGGCACCCCCUGCCCCCGACACUAGGUCAGUACCUGCCCAUGACGAGUGACAACAGGUUUGCACCCCUGCAGCAGCAGCACUGGGAGCCUAGCCACAAUGAGCUGGACUACCCAGUACUGGCAAACAAUCCCUGGAAUAAGAGGAGGGAGUUCAAGAAGAACCCACCUGGCCACAAAAAUGGCCAGGGCAAACCCCCGCGCCCCACAAACGACAGGCCCCAACAGCCCACGCAGGACAAGCUGGUGGCGACCAGGCUUACCCCAACACAGGCGAAGAAAGCGCCAACGCCCACACAGCCGCAGACCACACCUGUGGCCGCAAUGGCAGUCGACGCAGCACCAGAGCUGCCAACUGCCCCAACGACUCCCUCCAUCAGCGCACAGGCACCGCAGCUCGUGGACAUGCAGGCAGCCAUUCAAAUGCACGAAUCCAUCAAGGGGAACAUCCGACUGCAGAGUGCCAUCGGCCCUCUGUGCCAGCUCCUACUCAUCUGGCUAGACACAACCAAAUCCAUGGCUGACAAAAUUCGAGCCACCAUGGACUGCGUGUGCGUGAUCGAGACGUACGAGGCGGAGGAGUAA
This is a messenger RNA of Bacillus rossius redtenbacheri, 777 nucleotides long. RefSeq lists its product as uncharacterized. The coding region runs from base 1 to 777 and encodes 258 amino acids. The transcript has 3 exons. The record is from RefSeq and is a predicted model, not a curated record. NCBI's taxonomy places the organism in Eukaryota, Metazoa, Arthropoda, Insecta, Phasmatodea, Bacillidae.